UCUCUGCUCUGUGUUUCCUCUCCUGUAGAUGAGAUCAUCUCAGCUAAACCUGGACAGAACAUCAUUCUACCAUGUAGAUCUGAUGACAGCAGACCUGUUGUAGCUGUAGAGUGGAGCAGAACUGAUCUGGGAUCAGAUCAUGUUCUUAAGUUCAGAGAUAAGAAGAUUGAUCCAGAUGGUCAACAUCCAUCUUUUAAGAACAGAGUGGAUCUUCAGGACAGACAGAUGAAGGAUGGAGACGUGUCGUUGGUUCUGAAGAACGUGAUGACAGCAGAUUCUGGAACAUAUGUGUGUAGAGUGGACUUCAGUAAACCAAACCACAGCAGGAGAAGCCCUCAAAAACCUGAUUAUAUCACCAAAUACUACCUGCAGGUUCUUACUCCAGAUCACAACAUCACAGCUGAACCUGGAGACACCAUCACUCUACCAUGUAGAUCUGAUGACAGCAGACCUGUUGUAGUUGUACAGUGGGACAGAACUGAUCUGAGAUCAGAUCAUGUUCUUCUGUUCAGAGAUGAUCACAUUUUUAUAGAUGGUCAAGAUCCAUCUUUUAAGAACAGAGUGGAUCUUCAGGACAGACAGAUGAAGGAUGGAAACGUGUCUUUGGUUCUGAAGAACGUGACGACAGCAGAUUCUGGAACAUAUGUGUGUCAAGUUCAGAGUCAAGGAAGUCAAGAGAAGAUAAAGACCUGCACCAUCCAGCUGCAGGUGUCUCUUCCAGGACACAAGGAAGGACGUGAUGGAGGACAACAGGAAGGACAUGAUGGAGGACACCAGGAUGGAACCAGUGCAGGACCUUCUGGACUGAUGGUGGUUCUGGUAGUUCUGUCUGUGGUUGCUCUGAUGAUUCCUGCUGUGAUUGUUAUUAUUGUGAAGAGAAGGCUGGCCCGCCAUCCUCCUCCUCCUCCUCCUGAUGAAGCAGUAGAACUUGGACCAAUCAACAUGUCUGACAGAACUCCAGAACAGCAGCAGAGUUCUGUUGAACCCAACAAUGAAUCAGAACCUGUUCUCCAUCUCAUCAACACACCUGUGCCUCCUUGAGCUGCCACCUCAUGGUGCUGGAGGACU
Molecule: messenger RNA, 1068 nt
Organism: Austrofundulus limnaeus
Lineage: Eukaryota; Metazoa; Chordata; Actinopteri; Cyprinodontiformes; Rivulidae
Product: CD226 antigen
Exons: 3
Coding region: 226-1041 (271 amino acids)
Biological process (GO): cellular response to lipopolysaccharide; positive regulation of T cell proliferation; negative regulation of T cell proliferation
Cellular component (GO): external side of plasma membrane
Source: RefSeq, a predicted model, not a curated record